AGGAUCGUGAAGGUUUUCUACGACCACAGAGUCCGUUAAAGGAGGAAGUUAAAAAACCUAGUAGAUGUUUUAAUAAGACGAGAGCCUGUCUGUCUCCAAGGAAACUAAACUCUCCAAAUCGUAAUGAAGAAACAGAACGUACGUACCCUCGUUCUCAUCAUGAGCAUCUUUACCUACCUGCUGGUCGGGGCAGCAGUCUUCGACACUCUGGAGUCGAAACAAGAGAGAAGCCAAAAGAGAAAGCUGGACGAGAGGAAGUGGGAGUUAAUACGAAAAUACAACUUGACCAAAGUGAACUUUGACGAGCUCGAAGUCGUGAUGCUGCAACUGAAACCGCACAAAGCCGGGGUGCAGUGGAAGUUCGCCGGGUCUUUCUACUUCGCUAUCACUGUGAUAACUACAAUAGGGUACGGCCAUGCUGCACCCAGCACGGACUCAGGGAAGGUGUUCUGCAUGUUCUACGCCCUCCUGGGGAUCCCCCUGACCCUUAUCAUGUUCCAGAGCAUGGGAGAACGCAUCAACACACUGGUCCGUUUCCUUUUCCAUCGGGUCAAGCAGUGUCUGGGCCUGCACCACACCGAGGUGUCCAUGGCCAACAUGGUGACCGUAGGCUUCUUCUCCUGCAUGUCAACGCUGUGUGUCGGGGCGGCAGCCUUCUCCCACUACGAGGGCUGGAGCUUCUUCCACGCCUACUACUACUGCUUCAUCACCCUGACCACCAUCGGCUUCGGGGACUACGUGGCGCUGCAGAAGGACCACGCCUUGCAGAACGACCCGCGCUACGUGGCCUUCUGCUUCGUAUACAUCUUGACGGGACUCACCGUGAUCGGCGCCUUCCUCAACCUGGUUGUGUUGAGGUUCCUGAUGAUGAACACAGAGGACGAACGGCGCGACGCCGAGCAGAAAGCCUUCCUCUCCACGAGGGGUGAGAAGAACGCCGACGGCGGUCUGUCUGCUGUUUCUGUCUCGGCCUCCACUUCCUCCUCCACUCCCCUAGCCACUACUACCGGCGGCACCAAGCGAGGCCCGAAGGAUGUGUACAACGAGGUGCUGGGCUUCCAGACAGUGUGUUCGUGUCUGUGGUACCGCAGCAGGGAGAAUCUGCAGGGCCAGGGAUCCAUCCCGAUGAUUAUAAACCGGGACCUGGGCUUCUCUGACCAAUACGUAGAGAACUGUACCAUGCUCUCCCCUCACUGGGACAUGAUGUCCUCUCACUACUGUGAGCCAGGUGAUACAGGGUGUGUAUGCAGCCCUAACCAGUGCAUCAGUUCCAUAGCCUCUGGCUUAAACUUCCUCACCCCAUUCAGGGCCUUCGCCAAGAGACGCAGCUCGGUCUAGAUCAGACCAAUUUCAAAUCUGGGACAUCAAAACCAGUUCCACUGCUGAUUUGAAUUCUUCCCUUCUAAUCAGGGAAUCAUUUAGACCUGGGACACCAGGUGGGUCAUUCCCCUCUAAUCAGGGAAUCAUUUAGACCUGGGACACCAGGUGGGUCAUUCCACUCUAAUUAGGGAAUCAUUUAGACCUGGGACACCAGGUGGGUGAUUCCACUCUAAUCAGGGAAUCAUUUAGACCUGGGACACCAGGUGGGUGAUUCCACCAGGCUGGGAUUUGAAGAUCCCUGGUCGAGACUCAGUUAUCAGGUCAGAUUCCUUUACGCACCAAACAGAGGAAAUCAGCCUGAAACUGGGAUAGACUAGCUGAUACUGGGAUUGACCACCUAAACUGGGAUAGACUACCUGAAACUGGGAUAGACUACCUGAAACUGGGAUAGACUACCUGAAACUGGGAUAGACUACCUGAAACUGGGAUAGACCACCUGAAACUGGGAUAGACCACCUGAAACUGGGAUAGACUACCUAAAACUGGGAUAGACCACCUGAAACUGGGAUAGACUACCUGAAACUGGGAUAGACUACCUGAAACUGGGAUAGACCACCUGGACUGGGACAAUAAGAAAUGCUUGUUUUCCCAUGCAAAACGUAUUGCUACUGUGUGCCCUAAUGAAUGUCCCAGUAGUAGGCUACUGUAGUACAUCUCCAUAGACACUGUGAUCAAUAGCCUAGUCUUGCACUUAUGUUCAGCUUGGCAUAAACUGACACUGGCUUUUAAUGCUGGACUCAUUCUGUUAUAUUUUACAAGAUCAUGGUCCUUGUGUGGCUCUGUUGGCAAGAGCGUGGUAGUAGACACACCGAAGUUGUCGGUUCAGUUCCUGUAGAGAUCAUAUACACAUGGUAAAAAAUGUCUGCUCUCACUGUAAAGACUGGAGAAGAGGUGUCUGCUCUCAUUGUAAAGACUGGAGAAGAGGUGUCUGCUCUCACUGUAAAGACUGGAGAAGAAGUGUCUGCUCUCACUGUAAAGACUGGAGAAGAAGUGUCUGC
Molecule: messenger RNA, 2378 nt
Organism: Oncorhynchus gorbuscha (pink salmon)
Lineage: Eukaryota; Metazoa; Chordata; Actinopteri; Salmoniformes; Salmonidae
Gene: kcnk3b
Product: potassium channel, subfamily K, member 3b
Exons: 2
Coding region: 124-1338 (404 amino acids)
Biological process (GO): stabilization of membrane potential; potassium ion transmembrane transport
Cellular component (GO): membrane
Molecular function (GO): open rectifier potassium channel activity; potassium ion leak channel activity
Source: RefSeq, a predicted model, not a curated record